Enhydra lutris kenyoni (northern sea otter) is the source of this 2807-nucleotide messenger RNA. It is a transcript of the gene KLF3, whose product is annotated as Kruppel like factor 3. Lineage: Eukaryota; Metazoa; Chordata; Mammalia; Carnivora; Mustelidae. The record is from RefSeq and is a predicted model, not a curated record. The transcript has 6 exons. Gene Ontology annotation, molecular function: RNA polymerase II cis-regulatory region sequence-specific DNA binding; DNA-binding transcription factor activity, RNA polymerase II-specific. The coding region runs from base 239 to 1276 and encodes 345 amino acids. Gene Ontology annotation, biological process: regulation of transcription by RNA polymerase II.
AGCCGGGGCCCGAGCCGGAGCGCAGCGCGAGCGCCCGCCGCACGCGCGCCCGUCCCCGUUCCUGUCCCCGUGCCCUGCGCCGCCACCGCCACCGCCGCCCCGGCUGGCGCGCUGACAUUACUGCAUUCGCGGGGUUCAAGGCGGCUCGGAGCCGGGCCUUUAUUUCUCGUCUGCAGCGCUCAGCACCGCGCCUCGAAAAGCCAAACACCAGAGCACCCUAGAAAGCUGAACUAAAAGAAUGCUCAUGUUUGACCCAGUCCCUGUCAAGCAAGAGGCCAUGGACCCCGUGUCGGUGUCCUACCCAUCCAGUUACAUGGAGUCAAUGAAGCCCAACAAGUACGGCGUCAUCUACUCCACCCCGUUGCCGGAUAAGUUCUUCCAGACCCCGGAGGGCCUGUCGCACGGGAUGCAAAUGGAGCCGGUGGACCUGACCGUGAACAAGCGCAGCUCGCCGCCCUCCGCGGGCAGUUCUCCUUCGUCGCUGAAGUUCCAGCCCUCGCACCGGAGAGCCUCGCCCGGCCUGAGCAUGCCUUCCUCCAGCCCGCCCAUGAAGAAGUACUCGCCGCCUCCCCCGGGCGUGCAGCCCUUCGGUGUGCCGCUGUCCAUGCCCCCGGUCAUGGCCGCCGCCCUGUCCCGCCACGGCAUCCGCAGCCCCGGGAUACUGCCCGUCAUCCAGCCCGUCGUGGUGCAGCCGGUCCCCUUCAUGUACACCAGCCACCUCCAGCAGCCGCUCAUGGUCUCCUUGUCGGAGGACAUGGAGAACUCAAACAGCAGCAUGCAAGUACCUGUAAUUGAAUCAUAUGAGAAGCCUAUAUUACAGAAAAAAAUUAAAAUAGAACCUGGGAUUGAACCACAGAGGACAGAUUAUUAUCCUGAAGAAAUGUCACCCCCUUUAAUGAACUCAGUGUCCCCCCCGCAAGCACUGUUGCAAGAGAAUCACCCGUCGGUCAUAGUGCAACCGGGAAAGAGACCGUUACCUGUGGAAUCUCCGGACACCCAGAGGAAGCGGAGGAUACACAGAUGUGACUACGACGGGUGCAACAAGGUGUACACUAAAAGCUCUCACUUGAAAGCGCACAGAAGAACACACACAGGAGAAAAACCCUACAAAUGUACAUGGGAAGGAUGCACAUGGAAGUUUGCUCGGUCUGAUGAACUAACAAGACAUUUCCGAAAACAUACUGGAAUCAAACCUUUCCAGUGUCCAGACUGUGACCGAAGCUUCUCCCGCUCUGACCACCUUGCCCUCCAUAGGAAACGCCACAUGCUAGUUUGAAUGGCUCCGUCCCCUGCCUCAGCGUGGCUCCCCACUCUCCUGGCUCUCUCUCUGUCCUCCUUCCCAUGAUCUAACUCAUUUUUUACAUGUACAUUUUAAUUUGGAUUCAGCUGGCCUGAAUCUUGGAAUUUAUAUCAUUCAAACUUCCAUAUGGUCAGUAGUAGAUGUUCUCUAAUCCUCUCCUUACCACGGGUCAGACCUAAAGAAUGUGAACACUUUUUUUUUUCUUUUUUUCUUUUUUUUUUUCCGGGGAUGCUAAGCAAACCCUUCUUACAGAUACGUUUAAUGUAAUGAGAACAAGGGAACAUGUAAACUUAAAAUAGCCAAUUGUCGAUUUCUCCAUGUAUUUCUCAAAAGAAUGUCAAAGUAAAUGUAUUAGAAAUACAGUAUCCAGCCUGCAAGUCCUUGCCAGGGGACCUUGAUACCUCUGUGCCCUGUGAUCGUAUUUUGUGCUUGCCAGCAAGAAGGAGGGCGGCCCCUCUCCCAGGUUAGCCAAACGUGCAGCCAGAUUUCAGAUAGGACUGUCCGUCCACCCUUCUUCCCUUCCGUUGCCCUUCACAAACCCUGCUUGUCAACUCAGAUUUACCACGUCCUCUAAAUUAAGUCCUUGACGCACUUCUGUGCCUGCAGCUAACAAGGUCUUUGCCACCCCCGGGGUUGAGCUGCAGUGCUGAGUUAGGCGGGUGAUCUCUGUCAGUGAGGGGCGCAGCCUCGCAGGGAGUCAGAACGAAGAAGGGGCGUGGCGCAGGGGAGAGGCAGCAGGGUGGGCGAGGGAGGAAGCCGGCCCCUUCCUCCGGGGCUCGGGCUCUCCCGCUGAGCUUUCAUCACUGGGUUAGCUGCACAGGGCAUCCCCAGAGCCUCAGUCUCUCUACUCGACUGUGCAGAAGCAUCCAGCAGAGCCGAAAAACUGAUGGAGUGAGUCCUCCUUAUCCCUGUCACCAUUCCUCCGAUGUCCUUAAUGUGGGUCAUCGAGCCUUGAUUGUUGGGACACCAUGAAAAUAUUUUGCCCAGUAAUGGUAGGGAGGGAAAAAAGUCUUUUGAGGAAGAAUAUGGAUGGCCUUUCUUUCACUCAACCUACUUGCAGCUUUUUUUUUUUCUUUGCAAACAGGAAAACGUUGAGUGUAUUUGUAUUCCCUAUCAAAUUAAUCAUAUAGCUUUUAUAUGGAAAGUCUGCUGUGUGGACCAUAGGGUGCCAAGUGGGCUGUCACUUGUGUUUGUGACGCAUACUGUAAGUCAGCGUCUGCUGAUCCUCUAGUGGACGCCUUCAUUUUAAGACCCGAGUGACCCGAUUUGUAAAUACAGCUGGUUGGGAAGCGCACAUACCUUCAGUCGGGGGACAGAUUUCUGAAAAAUACAGAAAAUCCCAGUUCAGGGAUUCAUAUCUUGAGAGCUCCAUAAUUCCCCAACAUUUACUAUUAAAGAGCUGGAAAUCGAUCACUCAAGUAUCCCCUUAGAAGAAGCUGAAAAUGACUCGUGUUUAUGUCAAAGAGAAGUAGCGCGCCAUUCUUUGGGGGGAAGUUUUAUGUUUUGU